This is a messenger RNA of Ananas comosus (pineapple), 1613 nucleotides long. RefSeq names its product CDP-diacylglycerol--glycerol-3-phosphate 3-phosphatidyltransferase 1, chloroplastic. Gene Ontology annotation, cellular component: membrane; mitochondrion. Gene Ontology annotation, biological process: cardiolipin biosynthetic process. The record is from RefSeq and is a predicted model, not a curated record. The coding region runs from base 150 to 1127 and encodes 325 amino acids. The transcript has 8 exons. NCBI's taxonomy places the organism in Eukaryota, Viridiplantae, Streptophyta, Magnoliopsida, Poales, Bromeliaceae. Gene Ontology annotation, molecular function: cardiolipin synthase activity.
AGUGAAUCCGCGCAGAAUACACGAACCCGUCAACACGCGUCGUCCUCCGCGGCCGCGACCGCCACCGCCGCCCCCGCGCAGUUUCGAACCUCCCUAAAACCCCCCCAAACCGCCUGCUGCCAUUUCUUCUUCUUCCUCCUCCUCCUCUAAUGGCGAUUUUUAAAACCCUAAGGUCCCUCUUCCAAAACCCUAACCCUCGAUCUCUCCUCUCAUUCCACUCCUCCUCUCCUCCAUUCCCCCUUUCGUCCUCCUCCUCCUCCGCCGCCGCCUCUGCCGCCGUAGCCGCCGUCCCCCACUUCUCCGGGCCCCUCUUCCUCUCCUCGCCCCCGUGGAAGCUCUCACAAUCGGCCACCCCGCUCUACCUGCGCGGGAGAGAGGCGAUUUUCCCCAAGGAUUUGCUUAACGGGAGGCGGUUCCCCAUUAUCGGAGAGGUCGGAAGAGGCGUCGUUGGGGGCGUUAUCGGGUGGCGGAAGGAGCGGAGCGUGGGUGGAGAGGUUGGGGAAAUUAGGGUUGAUGAGAAGUUUCUGAAUUUGCCGAAUUUGGUAUCGAUCAGUCGGUUGGUUUCGGGACCGGUGAUUGGUUGGAUGAUUAUCAAUGAAUGGUAUCUUCCUGCUUUUGGUGCUCUAGUUAUUUCUGGAGCAACUGAUUGGUUGGAUGGCUUUCUUGCCAGGAGGAUGGGAAUCAAUUCCGUGUUUGGCUCAUAUCUUGAUCCACUGGCUGACAAGGUUUUAAUUGGUUGUGUUGCUCUGGCUAUGGUUAAAAAGGACCUCUUACACCCUGAACUAGUUGGACUGGUGAUCUUAAGAGAUGUUGCCCUUGUCAGUGGUGCAGUCUACAGAAGAGCUUCUAUCUUGGGGUGGCAGUGGAACAGUUGGUCGGAUUUUGUCAACCUUGAUGCAAAUCAUCGAGAGAAAGUGGAGCCUCUCUUUAUAAGCAAGUUGAAUACAGGAUUCCAACUGGUUUUAGUUGCAGCUGCUCUUCUUCAACCAGAAUUAGGCACUGCAGAAACCCAAUUGUAUAUAACAAAUUUAAGCUGGUUGGUGGCCUCAACUACGGUAACAUCAUGGGCAGCUUAUGGAGCGCAAUACUUUUGCAGGAGACCUGCUGUUGCUUCGGGGAAAUGGUGAUCAAGGUGAACUAAUUUAUGCCCCAUAAUCCCACUGCACAACCUGAUUGGUUAGAUGCCACAAGAAUAUUGCAUUUGCCGCAAAAAUUGUCGUUAUCCGGUCCAUGCGCGUCUAAGCUUCUUGCUUUUGAGGAUUUCCCAUAGCUUAUACUGGUUUAAGAUGAGGCUUCUACGUGGAAAAAGGCUCUAUGAAUUGGAGAUCCCCCUCUUGGGUUAGGCUGAGAGUUAAAUUUCGCAGCAGAUGAGGGAGAAAAAUCUUUAAACAACACUCUCAGAGUAUAUUUUUUAAUCUUUAUGAAGUUCCUCCUUUUUUUCGUUAAAUAUAGGAGGGAGAUGAAAUAGGGCUAAAAUCCUCUUGUGAAUAUUUUGUGAUUUUCGCUUGGCCACCAUGAAUUAUUUGAGAUCGGUAUAUCAACCCUGUUAACAAAUACUUCUUUUGGUUACAUGUAUAUUUACUUUAUCUUGCCUACUCCCUUUGAUUGAUCAA